AUGAACAGAACCGGGCCAAAUUUUAUGGCCUAUCGGAUGGAUGAUCGCAGCUCUCCGCCGCCCGUCUUCGACGCGAUGGACGUCUGUGUGCCGGACAGUAUGUUGAGGCUGGAGGUGAGUGGGAAUUUCAAUGAGUGAUUUGCAAAAUGUAAAGCUCAGAUUUUGACAGAGUUUGUGACCGCUUUAGACCAAGAUUUUUUGAGAUAUAAUGCUAGACUUCUAGCUCGCGCUUUGUGGAAAAAAUAUAAUAUGAUUCUUUGAUCGAAAGUUUGCAAAAAUUCGAAAAUUUUUUGGAAUAAAAAAUGGCUUGAUUUCUUGUUCAAAAUGAUAUGUCUACACAAAAAAGAAUCAACAUUUUCCAAGCGGAAUUGACCAAGUUAUGGCUGAAAGACGGAUUUCUCUAACCGCUCUCCGCACCUUGCAUACUAUCUCUCUCUCAAAAAAGAUGGUUGAAUAUCUCGGCUGCUCUUGCAAAUCGCGACCUGAAGUCUUGGCCAUUUGAUUUGUGGCCAGGGUAAAACUCGUGAGCAAAACUUGAGCUAAAUCUGAGCAUCGUAGUAUGUGGGGCUUCCAGUAUAUGUACUGUAAUAUUAUUAGAUUUUUGAUGACAAUUGCAACUUUUUUGUCUGUUUCAGGGAUCCGAGCUGGAAAACAUCUUCUUCACUUCGGUUUUCCCUCCAUUAUGUGCUGUCGGAGUAAUUGGAAAUCUGCUGAAUCUCACGGUCCUUUUAAGCGGGGAAAUUCGAUCUCGACGAACGACAAAUCACAGGUAAAAAUUGGAAAAAAUAAUCGCUGCUUUUUGAAUUGAAAAAUUGGCGUGUGAAAGUAAAAUUUUUUUUCACAAAAGAAUCGAAUUUUUUCAAGAAAAAAGUAAGAGUUACUGAGAAAAAACACAUUUUUUGUCUGACCGGCUCUCCUCAUUUUACGUGCUCUCUCGAAAAAAGAUCACUUAAUAUCUCGGCUAUGCCUCCAAUGUAUGAGCUAAAACUUUCAGGAAUCGAAAUGUGAAAUAUUUAGAAGAGGUCAAGAGAAUUUCUAAAAAAAAAUUCAAAAAAAAAAUUUUUUUGAAAAAUUUCAAAAUUUUUUUUUUCCUAAAAUUUGCCUUAUUUUAGUUAUUCUAACUGAAUAUUCAAUUUUAUUGUUUUUGCAGAUCAAACGGGUUGCUGGUAGCGUUGGCACUGUGCGAUAUUCUCUUCCUCCUCCUCAUGAUCCCACAUUCCAUGGCAAAUUUCGAUCGUUUCGGGUUGAACCACACAUUCCGAUUAUUUUAUUUCCAAUCCAAAAUGCACUUGAUCUCAUUGGCGAACUGGUGCUCCGCUGUUACGAUAUGGUAAGUCAAAAAUUUUUUCUGCAAAAAAUCAAAAAUUUCAAUUUCCGAAAAAAAUUGAAAAUCUAUCGUAUAAGAUGUCGCCCAGCUUAAAAUCGUCAAAAUUCUUGAGUUUAUCGAUUUUGAAGUUUUUUAUUAAAAAAUCUCGAUUUUAAAAAAAUUUUUUAAAUCAUCGUAUAAAGUGUCACCUAUAAAAAAUGCUCAUUUUCUAGUUUUUUACUUUUUUAAAUUUGAUUUAAAACAAUUUUUUCGACCUAAUUUGAUAUUAUUUUAGGUUGGUGAUAGCCAUUUGUGCGGAGCGUUUACUCGGGAUCCGCUCUCUUCUCCGCGCCAAUUCUCAAUGGUCUCCCUGUACGACGGCCAGAUUAAUCAGCACAAUUGUGCUGGCAACGGGUGUUCUGACUUUCUAUAAUCACUUUUCCUACCACUGUGUGGUCAAAGAGCUGUGUAAUGGGACUCAGGUCAUCAGUAAAUGCUUCGAUAUUGUGCAGGAACAGUAAGGACUUUUUUCAACAUUUUUGAAAAAUAAUUUUUUGAGGUGUUUGGUAUAAAAUGGGCGUAUGAAAUUUGCAAAAAAUCAAAAAAAAAUCUUUCGGUGGCCACCAAAAAGAGCUAAAAUUUUAACGAAUUCUUCUGAGAUCUAUUCAAAAACAUUUUUUUCUUUUUUUUUUUUUUUGAUUUUUUUAGAAUUUUUUUAUUUUUUUUUCUAACUUUUUUUAAAUUUUUCCAAAAAAAUUGUUUUUAGCUGGCCCGGCAACCGAACCAAUCUAACGCCUCUGGCAUUACGCGCCUACGUCCAAUGGAGUAUCAUCGUGAACGUGGCAUUUGUCAUCAUCCUUCCAAUCAUCGUAAUGCUCGGCCUAAAUUGCGCCUUACUUGUGGUGGUUCGAAAGCAAUCGUUCCUGAUGUACAACCGCUUAAUGGUGGAACAGCACCACAAAGAUUCGGUGGUGACGCAUCCGCGCCACAAAAGCAGCUUGCCGAAUGUGGUGACGACGAAGAGGGAUAGCGAAGACAUGGGGUCGUACGUGACUUCGAUGCUGUUUCGCAGAAGCAUCGAUCAGACAGCGCAGUUUCACGCGGAACAUCGGGUCACGGUGACUGUUUGCGCUAUUGUGACGUGUUUUACCAUCACUCAGGUGAGCUUACAACAUCUAAAAACAUAAAUUUUCUUUUCAAAUUGUCAUGGAAAAUGUGUAAAUUUUGACGCUCGGAUUUUCUUUAAAUUCUGAACACAUCUAGGGCAUAGGUCACAUAUCAAUUCCUGAAAGUUUCAGCAACCGCUUUGAAACCACAACUGAGAUAUUCAACAAUUUUUGCGGCCGAGAGAGUGCUGGAGUGGAGAGUCAAAAACACUUUUUGGCUAUAACUUUACUAUUUUCACGCAGAAAAAAUUGGUUUUUUUUUGUGGAAACAUCACCAUCUACGGUAGAAAUAGGACGAAAACUCUUUAUGUAAAAAUUUGCAAAAAAAAAGAAUCACAUUUUUUCCAACUUUCGACCUAAAAUCUCGAUUUUUCUGCUGCCAGAAGCCUGUGUUCUAGAAGAAAUUGUUUUAUCAGUCUGUCGGGAAAAUAACGGCGGAUCGUCGCGCCUCGGAAUCGCCCAUCAUCGCUUUGCGACUGCAAGCCGCGGCUGGGGAUUUGGUGCGCGACAGCGGCGAGGCGAGACAUUUUGCUGCGACGAUCCGCCGUUAUUUUCCCGACAGACUGAUAAAUUGGUGUUUUUGUCGCUUUUUUUUGAGUAAGCAAAACUUCCUAAAGAGCGAUGAUUUCUUUUUUUUCAACAUUUUUUUUCAAAAAAAAAAAAAUAAAAAAAUUUUAAAAACCAUCGUAUAAAAUGUCACUCAUUUCAAAGGCAGAAAAAUUUCAAUAACCAAAUUAAUUCUCUCUGAUUUUCAGGGUCCCUCCGCCGUCAUAAUGUCGCUCUCAUUCCUCUCCGGCCAUCGUCCACCCUAUGUGAACUCCAAUAUCAUUUGGUAUAACAUCUCAACCAUCACCGGAUUUCUGGUGAUCAUCGGGAAAACCCUCAACUUCGUCUUGUUUUGCCUCAGUUCGGCCGCCUUCCGUCGCCGACUGCUGAACAUUCUGAACAAAAAAUUUGUGAUUUUAAGUCGUCGCUCCAGUCUUCAAGGGACCUCCACAACGACCGCGGGUCCGUCGCAAAACUCGUUGAAGAAAAAUGGGGCUCAACAGGGUUGUGGGACCCCACAACAGAACCCGGCGGAUCGACGGUUCUCGCUCGCAUUUUAG
This is a messenger RNA of Bursaphelenchus xylophilus (pine wood nematode), 3578 nucleotides long. NCBI's taxonomy places the organism in Eukaryota, Metazoa, Nematoda, Chromadorea, Rhabditida, Aphelenchoididae. The record is from the annotation of a GenBank genome assembly.